Sus scrofa (pig) is the source of this 1602-nucleotide messenger RNA. The record is from RefSeq and is a predicted model, not a curated record. Lineage: Eukaryota; Metazoa; Chordata; Mammalia; Artiodactyla; Suidae.
AUGCCGCGGGCCGCGCAUGCCCCGGCCGGCAGGGGGCGCGCCCGCCCGGGCCGGGGGCAGCCCGGGGCCGGGGUCCGCCCAGAGUCCGUCGGGCGCCUGUAUCUGCCCGGGAUCUGCGCGGAGCCGGGGUCAAUCCAGGGCCGGGGUCCGCCCGAAGUCCGUCCGGCGCCGGGAUCGGUCCGGGAUCUGCGCGGAGCCGGGGUCUGCCCGGCCUGGGGUCGGUCCGGCGCCGGGGUCCGUCCGAGGUCUGUCCAGAGUCGAAGAGACCUGGGAUCUGUCCGGAGCCGGAGUCGGUCAGGGUCUGCCCGGGCUCAGUCCCGGGCUGGCGCCCCUCCGAGGUCUACUUGGGGCCGGGGUCCGUUUGGGCUCCGUCCGGAGACCGGGUCGGUAGGAGGCCUGCUCGAGUCCGGGUCCGUCCCGGCCCGGGGUCGCGGCGGAGCGGGCACUUCCCAUCGCGGGCGGCGCGGUCGCCGACGUCGAGGCCGCGGCCGCCUCCGCCUUCCCCGCCUCCAGGCAAGAGGACACGCCGCGCGCGGAGGGGUGGCCUGGCCGCCGCGCCCCGCGCCGCCUCCCGAGCCCGCGCUGCUGGGGCCGCGGGGACCCCCGGCCGCCGGGCGGGGCGGAAACCCCAGCGCCGGCCCCGCCUCCCGCCUCCCCCCUCCGCUCCGGGUCCCGAGCCGCCGGCCCGGACUGGACGAGACUGGGGGUGGGAGGGCCGGCCGGCCUGUGCCCGCCGGGUUCCUGGGGAGACUCUUGUCUUUCCGUUUCUCGAUCCUGCGCGCCCCACCCGGCCCGCGAGGGGGUGGCAGUGGCACGUGUGCGGGCGGGGGGCGAGGGCGGGGCGCACGGGCUCCGGGGACUUGGCGCCGGGACCGUCUGCCAGGUUCUCCACUGCGCGCCGCCCCCCCAUCCACCCUGGGCCGGGCCGGGCUGGGGCGGCCCCCGCCCCGCGGCCCCCGCGCAUUCCAGUCGCGCCGCUGCCUGGCCUUGGCCCGGACGCGGCUGGAGACAGACGGGGACGCGGCGGGACAGACAGGCCCGCGCCAGCCAGCCGAGGGGCCGCCCUCCAAAAGGAGAGGGGACCUCCCUGCUGAGAAGUGGGACCGACCCGCGGUGGGAAAGAGCAUCCCCGCGGCAGCGGGGGCCCUAGAUGUCAUGCCUUCGGCAAGCAUCACUGCCGCAGUCCUUCGAAGGCAAGUCCGAGGUUGAUCUAAGCAGGUUCCCGCUUGCCCUGUCCACACGGUGGCUGCUCCUGUAUCACCGCAGAUGCUGGGCGGGCUGUGCAGCCCCUACCACGUUCAUUGCAUCUGUCUCCAGACUGUAAAGUAGGGUCGAGCCACCAAAGCGCCGCGACCCGCUCGGGCAGGAAUUCUCUGACUCUGUCUUUUCCUUCACAUCUGCCCCCCUCCCUGUUACCCCCACGGAAUCCCAGCCCCGUUCCUGAUGACCUCGUCUCCGCGGUUCUUGCCAACCUGAGUGCCGUUCCACAAUGCCCCUUUUCUGAGGAUGGGAUUUGGCUGCUCAAGGCCUGAGUAGCAGACUUUCCCCGAACGCGUCUGCGUAGACUUACGACGACAUUUUUAACGUGACAUUGAAAAAAAA